Messenger RNA from Moneuplotes crassus, 624 nucleotides. Lineage: Eukaryota; Ciliophora; Spirotrichea; Euplotida; Euplotidae. The record is from the annotation of a GenBank genome assembly.
UAAUAAUAAUAGCUUUGGUGAUGUUUCUGAUCACAGUCAAUGCCUACUUUUCUAUUGGAGGAAUAAACGAGCCUGGCUACAAAUGGAAUUUAAAAUGGAAAGAUAUAAAGCAAGUAGCUAAGGAGCGCAGCCUCUGAUGUCAUAAGAAAGUUGAUAGUCCCGGUGUUCCAUUACAGCAUCGGAAUGAGCCCCAAAGUCGCUCUAACCAUAAAAAUAAUACCAAAAACCCAAUAGGAAAAUCUCACGAUAAAUAAUUUCAAUAAAGUCAACCAUUUUCAGAGAAUAUUACCAACUAGGUAUAAUUAGCUCUUUGAGCAAUCUUUGUAGAACAUUCCGUAAUUAUUUUUAAGGCAAUCUACUAAUUUCCAACUUUGUUCUCUGUGUGAAGCUGCUAAGAUAUACAUUAAUCCUGCUAAUAUUUACUGUAUAACUUAUUAAUUCAUGUGCUGUCAUGGCUACACUCAUCCGUAAAAUUAAGGAAAAACAUUAAUUCAAACCAAAAUAUUCUAUUUCUAAUGCAAAUAUUUUUAAAUUUCAAGACAUGAAGCUCUAGUUGUAACUUAUCUACACUCACUGGUAAGUUGCCAAAGAAUGGUAGCGCUUGUAGCCGUCUUUUUUGUCAUC